CUCCAGCCCUUUCUGCCCUCUUCCGCGUUCCGUAGCAGAGGAAUUUCCAGGGCGGGAAAGAAAAAAAGAUUUCCCGUGUUGGGGUGGCCGCCAUGGAUCUAGGGCAGCGGGAGGAAGGCGAGGAGGAGGAUCAGCGGCAGUUCACGUUCGUUCAGAGCCUCAAGGCGGCCGUCCACUACACGGUGGGCUCCCUGUGCCAGGAAGCGGCCGACGCCAAAGGGGUCAAGUUCAGCAAGCCGACCAUCGCGGCCAUUUCCGAGGUCACCUUUCGGCAGUGCGAACACUUCGCCAGAGACCUCGAGAUGUUUGCCAGACACGCAAAGAGAAGCACCAUUACCACGGACGACGUGAAGCUCCUAGCCCGGAGGAGCAGCUCCCUGCUGAAUUACAUCACAGAGAAAAGCGAUGAGAUCGCUCGGCUUAACCAGGAACAGAAGGGGAAGAAGAAAAAGAAGACAGAAGGAGGAAGCAAAAAAACCAGCAAACAGGCGGCAGUUGAAAUGGACGUCGAUGACUGAGACGGCCUCCUGCCCACACUGGACACUUACAGCAGCGACAGCCGCCCCCCAAGUACUACUCUUUAGCAAAGCCAACUUUGAAGGCAUGAAUGGAGAGAAAAUGGAUGCUGGUGGGUGUUUCUGUGCCCAUCUGUUUUUACUUUAAAUAGUUGACUAAUAAUAUCAAUACAUAAGAAAGCUGGAAAUGCUUAAGCCAGAUACUCCAGCGCCUUUAUUGGAACCCUGAGAAGGGAGUGUGGGAGCAGGGUGGAUUUGAAUUCUUUUCUUCAUUUUGGAAUUAAUAAAAUGUUUUUGCUUUGUUGUUCA
Messenger RNA from Monodelphis domestica (gray short-tailed opossum), 824 nucleotides. RefSeq names its product centromere protein S (gene CENPS). The record is from RefSeq and is a predicted model, not a curated record. Gene Ontology annotation, cellular component: FANCM-MHF complex. Gene Ontology annotation, biological process: replication fork processing; resolution of meiotic recombination intermediates. Lineage: Eukaryota; Metazoa; Chordata; Mammalia; Didelphimorphia; Didelphidae. Gene Ontology annotation, molecular function: protein heterodimerization activity; chromatin binding.